Messenger RNA from Glossina fuscipes, 1491 nucleotides. RefSeq lists its product as uncharacterized. The record is from RefSeq and is a predicted model, not a curated record. The transcript has 2 exons. Lineage: Eukaryota; Metazoa; Arthropoda; Insecta; Diptera; Glossinidae. Bases 94 to 1290 code for a protein of 398 amino acids.
ACACUAAUAAAAUUCAACAACGGAACUUACAAACGAAAGCGAGCGGACGGCACCAUUUAUACAAUAUACUAUCUGGUCGACUACGUACAUCUAAUGUGCAGCUUUUACGGCCUGAUGUCAUACAGCAGACUGUUCGACACUUCCGUCGUCACCAGGGCGCAUGCGAGAACACUCAGCACUUCAAAUCACUUGAAGAGAAGAGGUACAUGCUUAAUCAGCACUUCUGGAAAUUCAACGAUCAGGUGUAUGCAGCUACUAACUCCCGCAACCGUGGCAAACUUAAACGUCGCUGUGCGGAGAAAAAUUAUCCAUAAAGAACAAGACUUACGCACUUGCAAAGUUAUCGCUUCUCUGACUGAAUUCUGCGAAGUCAUACACGCAGGCGAGAUAUGCAGCGCCCAAUGGGAAGGGCAGAAGGCGGUGUUGACGAAAGUGAAAACCUGUUUAAGGGCUAACUUCGAAACAGACAAGAUAACUAAGCCCACCUUGCAAACCAUCGACAACUUCAUGGAAGUAAUGGAUGGCCUGCUGGAGGCUUACCCUGGCAUAACCAUACACGCCUACAGGGUAAGCCAAGACCUUUUGGAGAGAUUUUUCUGUAAGAUGGCGCCAGGCAGGAGAACUAAAACAAGACCCGUGGAAAAUAUAAUGAAACUGGGCACCCGCCUUAUGAAACAACAACUAGAAUUUUGGGGAGGCGAAUCCAGCUCGGAUGACGAUUACCACCUGAUUGAAAAGCUGGAUUACGUGACACCAGACCAGGCCGAGGAUGAGUUCAUGCCUUACGAUUUGAAUGGGGUGCCGUACGAAGUAGCUACCAGACGGCUAACCACAAACGAGGCGGAACACUUCAGGCUGCUCACAGGCUAUGGAAUAGCCCAAUACAUCCGUGAGCAGCUAAACUGCCAAGCAUGCCUGAGCGACCUAACGCUAACGAAGGAAGAAGCGUGCUCCGAAGUUGAUGGCAUGCUAGUCGCCAAUAUACAGGAACACGACGAAAUCCUGGCCAAUAAAAAUCUGGAAGCAGAAUUUCCGAGGCUUGAUGUGCUCAAUGUUUUCUUGGAAGCCUUGGGCAUCUAUUUGGAAAUUAUGAAGUUCCACAUGGUUGAACGCAACAUCGGCAAGCGCACCCAAGCGACAAUUCUAAAGCAGCUUGACUUCUUCAAGAAAAGAGGCUCCUGCCCCAAUGGAAGAAGUCACCGGACUAACCUCCUAGGCUUCAUCAUACAUUUGCUGCUGAUUGACAAAAACUGGAUCCAAGAAAGAGUUAAAAAUCUAUCAGAAUUUUAAAGUCGUGCUCGUCCGCUCGCAAAGUCAAAUCCAGCUAUCCGGUCGCCGCCUCAUAUAAAUGAAGAUUCGCUACAUGCUAAAGAUUCAAAAGCAAGCAUACACCUCCACUCAUCGUUUCAGCAGAAUGGGAUACUUCCGUAGGCCAAUUGUAAGUUUGUGAUCAUCUUUGCAUAUAAAAUUUAUUAAUCACAAUAUUUUUUC